CGUGCUGCUGUCCCGGACGGUCUGUUCCUGCUGCCGCCCUCCGGCCCGGCUGUCACAGGCUCGUCCCCAUGCUCUCUUGGGCUGAGCAGGGGCCAGCGGGGCAGAGAGGCCGGCGCGCCUCGGGGUGCUGACGCAGGGAGGCCGCUGGACCCGUCGCUCCCGGGACCCUCCUGCUCCCCAGCUAGAGGAACCCCGAUACUCUGAUGGAUCUGAGGCCCUGCUCGCUGCUCCUGCUCUGGACUCUGGUGGUUGCCCUCGCUCUCCUGGCCCAGGAGGUGCUGGCCCAGCGUAUUUACACCAACACCUGGGCUGUGCUCGUCCCCGCGGGGCCCCGGGAGGCUGACAGGCUGGCCAGGAAGCAUGGAUUCCUCAACCUGGGCCCGAUCUUUGGCGACUAUUACCAUUUUCGGCACAGCGGUGUGGUGAAGCGUUCCCUUUCACCCCACCAGCCCUGGCACAGCCGUUUGGCCAGGGAACCACAGGUGCAGUGGCUGGAGCAGCAGGUGGCAAAGCGCAGGGCCAAGCGAGACAUUUUCAUGGAGCCCACGGACCCCAAGUUCCCGCAGCAGUGGUACCUGUACAACACGAACCAGCGGGACCUGAAUGUGCGUCAGGCCUGGGAGCAGGGCUACACGGGCAAGGGCAUCGUGGUUUCCAUCCUGGAUGAUGGCAUUGAGAAGAACCACCCUGACCUGGAGAGCAACUAUGAUCCAGGGGCGAGCUUUGAUGUCAAUGACCAAGACCCAGACCCGCAGCCCCGUUACACACAGAUGAAUGACAAUAGACACGGCACGCGCUGCGCCGGGGAAGUUGCUGCCGUGGCAAACAACGGGAUCUGUGGUGUCGGUGUGGCUUACAACGCCAGGAUCGGAGGCGUGCGCAUGCUGGAUGGGGAGGUGACUGAUGCUGUGGAGGCCCAUUCCCUGGGCCUCAAUCCCAACCACAUCCACAUCUACAGUGCCAGCUGGGGCCCCGAGGACGAUGGCAAGACUGUGGAUGGCCCGGCCCGGCUGGCAGAGGAGGCUUUCUUCCGAGGGGUCAGCCAGGGCCGAGGGGGGCUGGGCUCCAUCUUCGUCUGGGCGUCAGGGAACGGGGGCCGUGAGCACGACAGCUGCAACUGUGACGGUUACACCAACAGCAUCUACACGCUGUCCAUCAGCAGCACCACGCAGUACGGUAACGUGCCCUGGUACAGCGAGGCCUGCUCCUCCACCCUCGCCACCACCUACAGCAGCGGCAACCAGAACGAGAAGCAGAUCGUGACAACUGACCUCAGACAGAAGUGCACCGAAUCGCACACAGGCACAUCAGCCUCGGCACCCCUGGCCGCUGGCAUCAUCGCCCUCGCCCUGGAAGCCAACAAGAACCUGACCUGGCGGGACAUGCAGCACCUGGUGGUACAGACGUCGAAGCCGGCUCACCUCAACGCCAAUGACUGGGUCACCAACGGUGUUGGCCGCAAAGUCAGCCACUCCUAUGGCUAUGGCCUGCUGGAUGCCGGGGCCAUGGUGAGCCUGGCGAAGAACUGGACCACGGUGGGACCUCAGAGGAAGUGUGUCAUCGACGUCCUCACGGAGCCGAAGGACAUCGGGAAGCGCCUGGAGGUGAGGCGGAAGGUGGACUCCUGCCUGGGGAAAGCCAACUACAUCAGCCGGCUGGAGCACGCGCAGGCCAGGCUGACGCUGUCCUACAACCGGCGGGGGGACCUGGCCAUCCACCUCAUCAGUCCCAUGGGCACCCGCUCCACCCUCCUGGCCGCCAGGCCCCACGACUUCUCGGCCGACGGCUUCAAUGACUGGGCCUUCAUGACGACGCACUCGUGGGAUGAGGACCCCUCUGGGGAGUGGGUGCUGGAGAUCGAGAACACCAGCGAUGCCAACAACUAUGGCACGCUGACCAAGUUCACGCUGGUGCUGUACGGGACAGCCACCGACUCCCCCAGCCUCUCCAACCAGCUGGAAAGCAGCGGCUGCAAGACCCUGACCUCCAGCCAGGCCUGCGUGGUCUGCGAGGAGGGAUACUACCUGCACCAGAAGAGCUGCCUGAAGCGCUGUCCUCCCGGCUUCGCGCCCGGCAUCCAGAGCACGCACUACAACCUGGAGAACAGCGUGGAGCCCAUCGCGCCCCACCUCUGCCUGCCCUGCCACCCCUCCUGCGCCACCUGCGCGGGGCCCGGCCCAAACCAGUGCCUGACCUGCCCCGCGCACUCCCACUUCAGCAGCCUGGACCUCUCCUGCUCCCACCAGACGCAGAGCAGCCGCGCAUCCCCUGCCCUGGCGGACGGCGAGGGGCUGGCUGAGGCCCCCCCUCCAGGCAACCUGCCUGUCCUUGUCGCCAGCCUGAGCUGUGUCCUCAUCGUUGUCAUCUUCAUCGCAGUCUUCCUGGUGCUGCAGGCGCGCUCAGGCUUUAGCCUGCGGGGCGUGAAGGUCUACGCCCUGGACAGCGGGAUCAUCUCCUACAAGGGGCUCCCCUCUGACAUCUGGCAGGAGGAGGGCCCCUCUGAGUCGGACGGUGAGGAGGACGAGGCCCACAGCGAGAGGACUGCCUUCAUCAGAGACCAAAGUGCCCUUUGAUGAGCCCUCCCGCCCCUCCCUCCUCCCUGCCCAGCACCGUGAGGCCGGGGCAGGCGAGGCCGAGGGGCCCCGGACUCUGCCUCUGUCCCCCUCCUGCACUGCAGCAGCCCGGGGCUCCCCAC
Nipponia nippon (crested ibis) is the source of this 2695-nucleotide messenger RNA. The record is from RefSeq and is a predicted model, not a curated record. NCBI's taxonomy places the organism in Eukaryota, Metazoa, Chordata, Aves, Pelecaniformes, Threskiornithidae.